This is a messenger RNA of Acaulospora morrowiae, 1098 nucleotides long. NCBI's taxonomy places the organism in Eukaryota, Fungi, Glomeromycota, Glomeromycetes, Diversisporales, Acaulosporaceae. The record is from the annotation of a GenBank genome assembly.
GUUGUGUUAAUUUACAACCAUAUUUUUCACAAUGGAUACUCGAUUUUGGGAUGGACUAUACCGAUCAUCAAUCGCUAUGGUUAUGUUUAAAGGCAUUAUCUGCCGUAUACGUGAUGAAGGCUUUCCACUCGAGCCUUGAAAAUCGAAGUUUGCCGGGGAGAGAGCAAAGUACCACCCUUUAUGAAUAUGCGUUAUUAUUUCAUUAUUUUUGUAAUGUUUCUCCGAGUCGUCCAAACACAGAUUUGCUCAUCAUUGCAAUUCUCGAAGUUCUUGACAUUUUUUUCCUUGAGCUGCUAUAUCUUCAUCCACGUGGUAUUCAAUACAGGCUCAUACCAACUAGCAUUGUCGGCAUAGCAGGAAUUAUUCACUAUGCGUAUGCAUUAUUAAUCAAAUCCGACACAUAUCCUAUACUCCAAAGUUUUGCACGAUUUCCGGAAUUAGCUUUGAUUGUCAUUAUUUUUAUAUGCGUGGUCCUUCAUAUAAUUGCUUAUGUCGUAACAGGCGGAAAUGUCCGCCGAACCUUUUUCUUGGACGCUAGAUCUAUGCCAUCACUUCAUGAAGACUAUACCAUGGCACUUUACAGAAUUGGUACUAUUGUUAUAGAAACGAGUCGUGUUGAUGGUUUUCGCAACGAAUUGCCGCCAAUAGCGGUCCCCUUAGGCACUAUAUUUGAACGUUCAAAAAAGAAGAAACAACGAUUAUCAGUAGAUAACGCAAACAAGAGGAGACCAACUUGUGGAUUCGAUAAUGAACAACAGGAUACUAGUGAUUUGACAGUUACUGAAUCUAAUGGAGGACCACGUCGUGUGGUAGUCUGGUCAAAUUUUAUUCUUCAGAUUGUUCAAGUGUUUAUUGAAGUUAUUCUACGAGUUUUCUACUGGUUAAGAUCCUUAUUUUAUACUGGGAAUCAACCUGUAUCAAAUAAUAUCAGUGCAACAUCACAAAAUGAUAAUAACAACGAUCUUGUGGAAGAUAUUGAUUUUGACGAAGAAAUUUAUCAAAGGUUUCUUCGCGAAGAUCUGGACGACCGGGAUGACGAAGAAGAUGAUGACUUUACAUGGAACAGCACUUCUUCACAAGUUGCAAAUGAUGAUUCUU